This is a messenger RNA of Triplophysa rosa, 1419 nucleotides long. RefSeq names its product acidic mammalian chitinase-like. Gene Ontology annotation, cellular component: extracellular region. The coding region runs from base 1 to 1419 and encodes 472 amino acids. NCBI's taxonomy places the organism in Eukaryota, Metazoa, Chordata, Actinopteri, Cypriniformes, Nemacheilidae. Gene Ontology annotation, biological process: chitin catabolic process; carbohydrate metabolic process. Gene Ontology annotation, molecular function: chitin binding; chitinase activity. The transcript is spliced from 11 exons. The record is from RefSeq and is a predicted model, not a curated record.
AUGGGGAAGGUUCUACUUGCAACAGUCCUGGGCUUGGUGUUCUGUCACCUUGCAUCUUCCUUGGAGAUGGGCUGCUACUUCACAAACUGGGCCCAGUACAGACCUGGAACUGGGAAGUAUACGGCCGCAAAUGUGGAUCCCUACCUUUGCACCCACCUUAUCUAUGCUUUCUCAGUCAUCAACAGUGCCAAUCAGCUUGUGACUUAUGAAUGGAAUGAUGAGACCCUCUACAAGGCCUUCAAUGACCUGAAGAGAACAAAUGGCAAUCUUAAAACAUCUCUGGCUGUUGGUGGAUGGAACUUUGGAACAGCAGAGUUCUCCGCCAUGGUGUCAACUCCACAAAACCGUCAAACAUUCAUCCAGUCUGCCAUCAAGUUCCUGAGAAAUUAUGGAUUUGAUGGUCUGGACUUAGACUGGGAAUACCCUGGAACAAGAGGAAGUCCACCUAAGGACAAACAAAGAUUCACAACACUGUGCCAGGAACUUCAUGAUGCCUUUCAAGCUGAGGGCAAAGCUACUGGCAGACCCAGUCUAAUGCUAAGUGCUGCAGUAUCAGCUGGCAAAGGAACAAUCGAUGCUGGAUAUGAAGUUGCAAAUAUUGCCAAGUACCUGGACUUUGUCAAUGUCAUGACAUAUGACUUCCAUGGAUCUUGGGAAAGAGUGACAGGGCAUAAUAGCCCACUUUACAAAGGGUCCCAGGACACUGGACUUAUGAUCUACUUCAACACUGACUUUGCCAUGACCUACUGGAGGGAUCAGGGUACCCCUGUGGAAAAACUCAGAAUGGGUAUCGCAACAUACGGUCGCACCUUCCAUCUGUCAUCUGCAGAUACUGCAGUUGGAGCUCCAUCUGAUGGACCUGCUCCAGCUGGAACCUACACCCGUGAGGCUGGAUUCUGGGCUUACUAUGAGAUCUGUGGCUUCCUGCAAGGAACAACGACUCAGUGGAUUAAAGAUCAGGAGGUGCCCUAUGCCGCAAAGAACAGCCAGUGGGUUGGAUUCGACAACCAGCAAAGCAUUGAAAUUAAGGCCCGUUAUCUGCAAGACAAAAAGUUUGGUGGAGCCUUUGUGUGGGCACUUGAUCUGGAUGAUUUUACAGGACAGUUCUGUGGGCAGGGGAAGUAUCCUCUCAUGAGCCAUCUCCGCAAUCUUCUGAAUAUUGAAUUGCCUCCACUGCCUCCAACCCCUCCCCCUCAACCCGGUCAAUCCUCAUCAAAAACCACCACAACUACCACCACUACCACUAAUGCAUCAGGAACAGGAUUCUGUAAGGGAAAACCAGAUGGACUCUAUUCUUACCCCAGUGACCCCAUCAAAUACUACCAGUGUGCAGGUGGUAGCACAUAUGUGGAGGAUUGUGGUGCAGGGACAGAGUUUGAUGUCAGCUGUAAGUGUUGUACUUGGCCCCAUAAACGCUAA